UUAGUACUUAGGUACCUAAGGUAAUGCCCCGCAUGCCCCGCGCUACCUAGGUACCUACCUGGUACCCAUAAUGCAUGGGAUGGAUUGGGCCCAAGCUCCUUCCAAAGUUCCCUCACAAAGCUUCCAAAUAUCUUAUCGAUACCUAACACUUCGUCAUAUUUGGGGGUACUUCUGUACAGCUUCCCUCCGGGCAGUUUCAGUCUUGCGAUAACUUUAUUAUUCUCUUACUUCCAAAACAACAAAAAAAAAAAAGCAAACCAGUUCCCAUUUUCUACAAUAUGUCUUCCGAAUCGCAACCCAUAAAUCCAGCUCGCUUCGCCGAAGCCCUGAAAGACUUAUCCGCUGAGAAUCUUGCUCUUAAAGUCUUAGAGCUGCGCAACUCGAUAGCCCAUCUAGACUAUUCCAAUGCCGAGCUUAAGCCAUAUGCCGAAGGGCGAGCGCCGACCCUAGAUCAGCAGGGCGAUACUGCACAACCCGAUCAAGACUGUAUCGACGCUAUCGCGGAGAACGAGGCUGUCAUUGCGCGCAUGCAAGAGCGCAUCGAGCUGAUACGCACGGAGGUCGAGAGCCGCGGGCUCAGCUGGCGCGAGCUUCAAGGGAAGGCUGAUGAGGAGGACGCCACUCCUGCCGCCGCCGCUAGUGCCAAUGCAGCGACUACUAGUACCUUGACAAACGGAGUGAACGGCCAUGGAGCAACCGGAGAGUCUCAACACCCUGCUUGGCGAGAUGGAACCUUCCAAACAGGAACACUAAGCCAACUCAGCGAUGAAGAACGAGAACUUCUACGGCAGCUCCAAAGUCGGAUGCCGCCUGAAGAUGACGAAGACCCCGAGGGUGGUAUGCAUUUAUAAGUCAGAUUCUCGAUAUAUCCGACGUGCCUAGAAAGGACAUAUCCAAACCAUACCAUCAUUAGUUUCAUCAAAGCAUCAAUUAUGUCGGAGGCUGUACAAUAGGGAGGGAAAUAUGUGCAUUCCUUUAUAUAAGGAAUCAAAUGUACCUCAUACAUUAGGAGUAAACUGGAAGUUCUCCAUCAUAAUGAGACACACUAAACCCACGAUAUGGGAUUACAUCGGUGGCAUAAUCUAUGGGCAAUUAGCCACGCCGUUGCCUACCACACGGGACAAAACGAUCUCUUAAAACGCUUUGCAGCAACUUAAUAUACGUGUGAAUCACAUUUGUCGCCAACGUCUUGCACGAUUCCUCUCGAAAUCUCUUCCGCCAAUGUCGCCUAAGAUUAACCGAUUAUAUUAAUUUCCUGAAAUGUGUCUUGUCGAGAAGUGAGAGUUAUCUGGCACUAAAGC
This is a messenger RNA of Daldinia caldariorum, 1301 nucleotides long. RefSeq lists its product as uncharacterized. The transcript has a single exon. Lineage: Eukaryota; Fungi; Ascomycota; Sordariomycetes; Xylariales; Hypoxylaceae. The coding region runs from base 279 to 851 and encodes 190 amino acids. The record is from RefSeq and is a predicted model, not a curated record. Gene Ontology annotation, biological process: proteasome regulatory particle assembly. Gene Ontology annotation, molecular function: protein-macromolecule adaptor activity.